Molecule: messenger RNA, 2329 nt
Organism: Entelurus aequoreus (snake pipefish)
Lineage: Eukaryota; Metazoa; Chordata; Actinopteri; Syngnathiformes; Syngnathidae
Gene: gbe1b
Product: glucan (1,4-alpha-), branching enzyme 1b
Exons: 17
Coding region: 104-2173 (689 amino acids)
Biological process (GO): glycogen biosynthetic process
Cellular component (GO): cytoplasm
Molecular function (GO): cation binding; 1,4-alpha-glucan branching enzyme activity; hydrolase activity, hydrolyzing O-glycosyl compounds
Source: RefSeq, a predicted model, not a curated record
GACCAAUCAGCACACUCCUGCUUUUUGUCCUCGCGUCCGUCAGUCCUCAAAGACAACAAGCGGCACUCGGCGCUCGACUGCUUCUGUCUGGGCAGUGACAGCCAUGGCGGAACAGGAGGAUAAUGUUACCAUUCCUCACUUCAACACUCUCCUCCAAAUGGAUCCUUACCUCAAGCCCUACCAGAAGGACUUCCACAGGAGGUAUGAGCUGUUCCAAAAGCAGCUUUUCCAGCUAGAAGAGGCAGAGGGAGGUUUCGACCAGUUCACACGGAGCUACAGGACCUUCGGCGUGCAGCGGCGGCCCGACAACAGCCUGUUCUUUCGGGAGUGGGCUCCCGCUGCAGAGGCCCUCUUCCUCACCGGAGAUUUCAAUGGCUGGGACAAAUUCUCCCACCCGUACGCCAAGCGAGAUUACGGCAAGUGGGAGUUGGUUCUUCCGGCCAGGCAUGACGGCUCUCCUGCUGUGGAUCACAACACCAAGCUCAAGGUGGUGGUCCACACCAAGGCAGGGGAGCGUCUCUACAGGAUUUCACCGUGGGCCAAAUAUGUGACCAAGGAGAACAAAUGUGUCAUCUACGACUGGAUCCACUGGGACCCCCCCGCACCCUUUAUACAAAUCCACCCGCGUCCCAUGAAACCCACACAGCUGAGGAUCUACGAGGCGCACGUGGGCAUCGCGUCUCCCGAGGGCAAGAUCGCCUCGUACAGCAACUUCCGCGACAACAUGCUGCCCCGUAUCAAAGACCUGGGUUACAACUGUAUUCAGAUGAUGGCCGUCAUGGAGCACGCCUACUACGCCAGCUUUGGCUACCAGGUCACCAGCUUCUUUGCCGCUUCCAGUCGCUACGGCAACCCGGAGGAGUUGAAGCAGCUGAUCGACGUGGCGCAUUCGCUGGGCAUCGUUGUGCUGCUGGACGUCGUCCACAGCCACGCCUCCAAGAACACAGAGGACGGCCUCAACGCCUUCGACGGGUCCGACUCCUGUUUCUUCCACUCGCCCCCUCGGGGGGUGCACAGCCAGUGGGACAGCCGCCUCUUCAACUAUUCCAGCUGGGAAGUGAUGCGCUUCCUGCUGUCCAACCUGCGCUGGUGGAUGGAGGAGUACAAGUUCGACGGCUUCCGAUUCGACGGCGUCACCUCCAUGCUGUACCAUCACCAUGGGAUAGGAGCCGGCUUCUCUGGGGACUACAGCGAGUACUUUGGCCUGCAAGUGGACGAGGACUCUGUGGUGUACCUGAUGUUGGCCAAUCACAUCCUGCACACGCUCUACCCAGACUGCAUCACCAUCGCUGAGGACGUGUCGGGCAUACCCGCCCUCUGCAGGGACCUGAAGGAGGGAGGACUUGGCUUUGACUACCGCCUGGCUAUGGCCAUUCCUGACAAAUGGAUUCAGAUCCUGAAGGAGUUGAAGGACGAAGACUGGAACAUCGGCGACAUCGUCCACACGCUGACCAACCGGCGCCACACGGAGAAGAGCAUCGCCUACGCGGAGAGUCACGACCAGGCUCUGGUUGGGGACAAAACGUUGGCGUUCUGGCUGAUGGACAAGGAGAUGUACACCAACAUGAGCUCGCUGGCUACCAUGACGCCUGUCAUCGAUCGCGGCAUGCAGCUGCAUAAGAUGAUCCGCCUCCUUACGCACGGUCUGGGCGGGGAAGGCUACCUCAACUUCAUGGGCAAUGAGUUCGGUCACCCUGAGUGGUUGGAUUUCCCCCGCAAAGGCAACAACGAGAGCUACCACUACGCCCGCCGGCAGUUCAACCUGCUGGACGCGCCGCACCUGCGCUACAGUCAGCUCUACGCCUUCGACCGCGACAUGAACCGCACCGAGGACAAGUACGGCUGGCUGGCCGCCCCCCCGGCCUUUGUCAGCGCCAAGCACCAGGAGGACAAGGUCAUCGUGUUCGACAGAGCCAACGUGCUUUUCAUCUUCAACUUCCACCCCAGCAAGAGCUUUCAGGACUACAAGGUCGCUGUGGAAGCACCCGGAAGGUACAAAAUCAAGCUGGACUCGGAUGAGAGCGUGUAUGGCGGCCAUGGACGGCUGGACCACAACAGCGAGUUCUUCACUGAGCCGCAGCCCUUCAAAGGCCGCGCUAAUUCCAUCCAGGUGUACAUCCCCUGCAGGACCGCCAUCGUGCUGGCCAAUGAGGAGAUGGAUUACUGUUAUUAGACCACCGCCCUCACAAAUGGAUCCCACCCUCAGACCGAGCGUUAACAAUCACCUUUUGUCUUUUAAAGUGUCAACUCCCGACUCACUUGGUGUCUGCAUGCACACACACACACGCACACACACACACACACACACACACACACACACACACACACA